AUGUCCCCUUUCCUUUUCAUCCUUGCGGCAGAGGGGCUAGCCGGGUUAAUUCAUAAUGUUGUAUCUAGUCAUUGUUUUCUCCCAUUUUCAAUAAAUGAUGACCUUCAUAUUAGCUUGCUUCGAUUCGCGGACGACACGAUGAUUUUUGGUACACCGUCUUGGGAGAACAUUGGGACUUUGAAGGCAUUGCUUCGAGGUUUCGAACUUUGCUCAGGCUUAUCUGUCAACUUCAGUAAGAGUAAGAUCCUUGGUUUCAAUAUGGAGAUGGAUUUCCUUCAGGCGGCUUCAGACUUUCUGUUUUGUGCUAUUAAUCCCUUUCCUUUCCACUUUCUAGGAAUUUCGAUUGGCUGUAAUCCUAGGAGGAAAUCUGCUUGGUCGUUGAUUACCUCCAAACUAAGAAACAGGUUGGCCUUGUGGAAAGGUAAAUACUUGUCACUUGGAGGUAGAGUCAAUUCGUUGAACUCUGUAUUAAAUGCGAUUUCUUUGUUCACAUUCUCCUUCUACAAAGCACCGAAGAUGGUUAUACAGGAGAUUAUUUCUAUUCAAAGAGCGUUUUUGUGGAACGGACACGAGACUCGAAAAAGGAUUAAUUAG
Vicia villosa (hairy vetch) is the source of this 594-nucleotide messenger RNA. RefSeq lists its product as uncharacterized. The record is from RefSeq and is a predicted model, not a curated record. Lineage: Eukaryota; Viridiplantae; Streptophyta; Magnoliopsida; Fabales; Fabaceae. The coding region runs from base 1 to 594 and encodes 197 amino acids. The transcript has a single exon.